Haliotis rufescens (red abalone) is the source of this 1215-nucleotide messenger RNA. RefSeq lists its product as uncharacterized. Lineage: Eukaryota; Metazoa; Mollusca; Gastropoda; Lepetellida; Haliotidae. The record is from RefSeq and is a predicted model, not a curated record. Bases 263 to 1195 code for a protein of 310 amino acids. The transcript has 2 exons.
UCCAGUCCCGUAUCAUACGUGAUGUAGCCCCUGACGUCACGUGACAGACCCAUUUCGGACGUCACACCUUUGUCUCUAGUCCCGUUCAGUGACAACAUCAAUCACGUUCGGCUAUUUCCAUCAAGCCCAUAAAAAAGACGUUUAUGCCAGCACCCUCUGCUGGCAGAUUGUGACAACAUCAUACGUGAUUUAGCCUCUGACGUCACAUCAUUGUCUUUUCCAAUGCAACGACAGCGUUAGGCGCGAUCUGCUCUGCGUUACAAUGGCUGAUUCAGUUACAAGCGCAACUAAAUGUCGCUACUUCCUAGCCGGUGUUUUGGUCGGUGCUUCGUCAUCUGCCGUGGUCUUUAUGUUCUACAGGAGAGCAUCAGCGAAUCAAUCCCACAUUCAGACAACCAAAGCCUCGUGUGAAUCGGACGUUGGAGCAUCUUCUCCAGCAACCAGAUCAGCUGAGGAACUUCCCGGGGAAGAGGCACCUUGCUCUGACGCCGAUACAUUAGCCCUGACUCAAGUCCAGGCCCUGUUGGCAGGAAAGGGAGUAACAUUAAUUGUGUCGUCUGCUCUGAAGAAAGCAAUCUUUCUGGCACAAGGGGCAAAAACAGCAGGACUGAAUAUUGUCCGCAGUGAGGGCUUUGAUGAUACAGAUGAUGACACGAUCCACGUCUUUGGAAAGGGCUCUUCUUUUGUCUAUGGUAAAAGUACAUUCAGGUCGGAGCGGGAUAUUAUCACAGGGAAAACAUUCUCUCUUCAGAAACUCUCAUCGGAGAUAGCUGUAACACAUCCGAGACAGGAAACAGUCGCCGCCCGGAGCUGUGGUUCUGGGACAAGUGUCCCGCCAUUGUCGGAGAUCUUCCCUUUCAGCGUCCUCAACAAGAUGGGGAUAUGUGAGGACCCUUACUUCAGGGAGGAGGACGAAGAAACACAGACUUGUUCGUCAGCAACUGUUUCGAAAACGUCCAACGGGAAAUGUGUUCGUGUGAUCCGAUCGAGACACCGCCAAUCGCCAACUAGCGGUGCCCGGUCUGUUGAUGUAGGCGGUGACAUGGGAGUGGUGCAAACAUACCCCCCGGGCUUCUCUAGGGUGUGGCGGCUCGGCUCAGACUUCCACGACCUGUACCACACAAGAUACGACACAUAUCACAGGAUUGUACAACCAAACCAAACUGUUGUACUGUACACCGGGCACAGGAAGUAAACACACACUUCUAAAUUGUG